This is a messenger RNA of Salvelinus namaycush (lake trout), 2394 nucleotides long. RefSeq names its product acyl-coenzyme A thioesterase 11-like. NCBI's taxonomy places the organism in Eukaryota, Metazoa, Chordata, Actinopteri, Salmoniformes, Salmonidae. The record is from RefSeq and is a predicted model, not a curated record. The transcript has 17 exons. Gene Ontology annotation, cellular component: extracellular exosome. Gene Ontology annotation, molecular function: thiolester hydrolase activity; lipid binding. The coding region runs from base 30 to 1934 and encodes 634 amino acids.
UUGAGUCCGAAGAAUGAAGGAAUUGGCAGAUGGUGUGCAGAUUUUUUUACACGAGACUGAAAAGUUUUGUUUUGCUUAUUCAUUCAUGCAAAUGUGACCUGACCGUCUGCAGAAAAGUUCCCUUUGGUAGACCAGUCUAUUGGACGUCACUGCUACUGCUCCACGAAGUCGCAUGUCCGGCGAGCACGAGACAGUCCAGAGUCAUGUCCUGUGAGAAGGGCGACGGAGACCCCAUGGAGGAUCCCCUCUUCAUCCUGGAGAGUGGCGAGGUGUACAGGAACCCCACAGAGGUCAAGAUGAGCCAAAUCGUGAUGCCCUGCCACGCCAACCACUGUGGAGAGCUCAGCGUAGGACAGCUGCUCAAGUGGAUGGACUCCACAGCCUGCCUGUCUGCUGAAAGACACGCUGGGUCUCCCUGUAUUACUGCCUCUGUUGACGACAUCCACUUUGAGCACACUAUAGGAGUUGGACAGGUUGUUAACAUCAAGGCAAAAGUGAACAGAGCCUUCACAUCCAGCAUGGAGGUGGGCAUCACGGUAAACUGUGAGGACCUGUUCAGUAGCUGCCAGUGGAAUGUGUGCAAUGCCUUUGCCACCUUUGUGGCGCGACGCACCGAGGAGGGGAAGGUGCAGCUGAAGCAGGUGAUUCCACGGACGCAGACCGAGCAGAUGGAGUACAGCAUCGCUGCAGAGAGGAGGAGGAUGAGACUGACUCAUGCUGAGAUCAUCACAGACCUACUGAGCAGCAACACAGCUCAACUAGGAGAGUGUCAGGAAUACCAGGGUGCGGUGUCAGCAGAGCGAACACGGGUGGAGAGUGUGGAGUUGGUGCUGCCUCCCCAUGCCAACCACCAGGUCAGCACCUUCGGGGGUCAGAUUAUGGCCUGGAUGGAGAACGUGGCCACCAUCGCAGCAUGUCGUCUGUGUAAUGCUCACCCCACUCUGAGGACCAUAGACAUGUUCCACUUCCGGGGCCCGUCUCACAUCGGUGACCGGCUGGUGCUAAAGGCCAUUGUUAACAAUGCCUUCAAACACAGUAUGGAGGUGGGUGUAUGUGCAGAGGCCUACCAGGGUGCGGGUGCAUUGCGGCACAUCAACAGCGCCUUCAUGACCUUUGAGGUGCUGGACAAGGACAGGAAGCCACGUACAUUACCCCGGAUACGACCCGAACCUGUGGAUGGGAAGAGGCGCUAUCAGGAGGCUAUUGCUAGGAAGAAGAUCCGUCUGGAUAGAAAGUACAUAAUCUCCUGCAAGCAAACGGAGGUUCCUCUGUCUGUGCCCUGGGACAUCAGCAACCAGAUGUAUCUCAGCUACAACAAUGUGUCUGCACUGAAAAUAAUGGCUGCUCGAAGCAACUGGAUGUUAAGCUCUGAGAAAAAUAAGGUCAGCCUGUACACGCUGGAGGAGAACCAGAUACUGUGUUUUAAGGUGGAGACUCAUGUCACUGUCCCUGCUGAACAGGCAUUCCAUCUGCUCUCAGACCUGCGCAGGAGACAUGAGUGGGACAGGCAUUACCAAAAAUGUGAUGUGAUCAUCCAGGCAGAUGAGGAUGACACUAUCUACCGCGUGGCCACUCCGUGUGUCAGUAAGGGGGGGAAGGGCCAGGACUUCAUCCUCCUGGCCUCUAGGAGGAAGCCCUGUGACUCCAGGGACCCGUACCUGAUUGCCCUGCGCUCUGUCACCCUGCCGACCCACCCUGCCACUGAGGACUACACCCGGGGGGAGGUGCUCUGUGCCGGCUUCAGUAUCUGGGAGGAGUCCAACGCUGUCACCAAGAUCUCCUACUACAACCAAGCCACGCCAGGAGUCCUCCCUUACAUCUCCAACGACAUUGCAGGCCUUUCCUCAAGCUUCUACGGCACCUUCCACUCCUGCAACAAGUACCUGGAGGAGAACAGAGACAGCCUGGCCGUCCUGCCCCCCUCUGACCUGUGACCGAAUGGUUUCAUCAUGCUGGCCCAGCACCUCCUACCCUAUCCACCCCUCUCCUCCUUAGGAGAUCUAGGAGAUAGUUCUGGGAUACCCCCCUCUCGACUUCAACUGCCAAGGAAAUCAGGACUUAUGCAUUUCUAAAAUGUGGGAUUUUCAAAUGUGGGAUUAGUCAAAGGACUUUUUGUUGUUACUACUGUUACUGUCUUUGAUGUGAUAUUCCAGUGUACAUUUUCUACACUACAAGUUACUUACUUAUUGCAGUUGUGCUCUGUAUUAAAUGUUAGAUCUUAUCUGGGCAUUAAAACAGUUAGUAGCCCUAUGAACAUGAGAAGUAUGCAAAUGAGUUUGUUAUGCUGCAGUUAGGCUCCCAAGUGGCGCAGCAGUCUAAGGCACUGCAUCUCAGUGCAAGAGGCAUCACUAGAGUCCCUGGUUUGAAUCCAGGAUGUUCCACAUCCGGACGUGA